AUGGAGGGACUUCUAACGGCUGUGAAAACAGUCAAGCGAGACCCUGAGUCUUCAUUGGAGCCUACUGCCGAGUCCCAGGACCGCAAUGAUACUCCCACAAAACCCAGCUUGGAUCUGGAUCGGCAUGAUCUAGCAUCGUCGCAGAUUAUAGAUGGACUUAGGUCCAACCCUGAUCGCGAGCAACUGUCUACAAUACUUUACGCACUGGAUCCAUUCAAUGCUUCCAGAAAGCCAACAGAUUUCGACCUUCGCGUCCCCAGUCCCACCACCGCUCAGAUCCUCCAGUUGUUAGUCAGCACCACCAUCCCGGAUCAUUGGGAAUUACUGGAUGCAAAGGAGAGAAGGACAAAGGAUUCUAAGACUCGAGCUGCUUUAUUGAGGUGUCUGAGCAGUGUUGCCGGUUUGGGCUCCUUGGUGGCUCAGCUACGAUCUCUCAUUCCUGCUGCCAAAGCUUCGGCCCAACAAACCACAGACUCGAGCAACCGGGUCGUCAUUCGAGAUAUUGUGGCGUUUCUUGCUGCUUUGUUGGAGCCUAAAGAUUUCUUGUUGCGUCUAUACUCCGACAUCUGCGUUGUUUAUAACAAUAAAACCCGCCAGCAAGUCGCAUGGAGAGAGCUCGUGUCGCUCAUUGCCGCCGGCAGAAUUCUCUCGACCGCAGCCGAAGCUUUGACUGUUUUUGAUGUUGACUCUACAUCUUCCAUCUCCUGGGUCGGCGAUGGUACCAAGUAUGCGUCUUGGCUGGGUGGCAACAUCUGUCAUUUGGUUGUGAAGCUCGAGCCAGACAAUGAGAAUGACUGGGGCUCGGCCGCCUUGCUGACAGGACGAGCGCUGAGCCUUGGAUAUGCCGAUCAAUUGGUCAGGGAAAUAUAUGCCGGCCUUCUACUUGACCAAUCUCGCCCGGAAAAGUUUAGCUUGCUUUUGAACCAUCUCAGACAAACGGAACAGCUUGCAGUCAUUGAGGCUGUCUUCCGGGAUAUUCAGAAAAAGCACUUCUCGGGUGAACUGCCUGGUAUGGUCGGGCAGCGAACCUCUCCUAGCGAAGUCAUCAAGGGAGUGGCAGCAUUGUGUUCGGGGGUAAUCGGUGAUCGGCCAUUCUUAAAGAUCCAGGUUAUGGAUUGGCUCUCAAAGAGUCAAGGUGGCUCAAUCCAAACAUUGGGGUUGCGGCGGGCUCUCCUAGCCACGUACAAUGACCCUGAUGCACUUAGGUCCUUGCUCACACGCAGCUUGGAACAGUUCGGCGACAAGUUCUACAUCAAGCAUGUCCCUAGCAUGGUGCAAAAUGCAAACACACAAGUCAUUCUUCUAGCUGCAGGGCACCUUCACCGGUUAGAUCCAAGUCAGGUGAAAGAAGUUGGCCGCUCGGGAGUCUUCUUAAACGCUGUCUCUAAUCGACUGGCAGCAUCAUCGAACAAAUCCCGGUUCCUGGGCAUGGUGGUGGGGACGGGAAUGUCAGGGCUAAUCGAAGAACCAGGCAAGGCCAUGAAAUUUGACCUCGAAGAAAUGCAGAGCGAUGAAGCGCACUGGUAUCUUAGUUUGGCCAAAAUCACAGAUACGGUUGGGACCUUGGAAUCGCUCGAGACACUGCAAAAGCCAACAACACACCAACGAAGUGGAAAUGCGCUGCCCAAGCGCACAGCAAAGGCCAGAGACCGCCCUAGUCAACCACAAACCAGCAAAAUCGUCUCCAUCGAAGAAAUACCGGAUAGCGACGAAUCAGAUGAAGAUGUUGAUUUGAUUCCAUAUGAGAAACCUGACGAUGAUGCGUCGGAUUCCGACGAGGAUCCCACGCUUGUUCAGCGCAACAAGCCAACAGCGCCAGUGUACAUUCGCGAUUUGAUCACAUUUCUCCGAGACACUGAAAACGUCGAGAGACAUCAUCUGGCCAUCACCACGGCGCCAUCUUUAAUCCGACGCAAGACAGGCUUUGGCACUGAACUCGCCGAGCAAAUCGAGGAGCUGGCGCUCACUCUCGUGGGUUUGCAAAACGACAAUAAUCACCCGAAAUUCCACGAAGCUCGUCUCCAGAGCAUGAUUACAUUGAUCGUAUCCCAGCCUCUCAAAAUGGGCCGCUGGUUCACGGCCAUCUUCUUCGACGGCGACCUCUCUCAGGUCCAGCGGUCUGCCGUACUCACGGCCUUGGGUCUAUGUGCUCGCGAGAUAGCAGGAAAUGGAGAGGAUGAUGCUCGUGCACUGGGCCUUCCAUCUACGGGUGACACUUCGUUCCCAUCCAAGCGGCUAUCGCCCACCUUAGAAGCCAUGUACCUGGGCGCGAACGAGUCCCCUAUCGCGACGCUCACUGACAAGAUGUCCCGGACAUCGCUGCAACCAAUGGCAGCCAAUGCGGCCGACGCUCUUACCGGGCCGGACGCUCUCAAAGUGCGCACGUUUUCGUCACGCAUGGAAGUCGAGAAGAAACGUCAACAGCGAGAUACACAGCGACAGAAGUCCACAGCCAAGGAUCUGCACAAGGUGCUGGCCGAGGGAUUCUUCUAUCCGUUGCAAGGCCGAUUCGAGAUCAUGAUGCUGCAGUUUUCUUCAUCAUCUGCACCCUCCUACAACCCCUUCUUCAUCCCACAUCUCCUCACCCUUUUCCUCCAAACCCUCUCUCUCAUACUCUCCACAACGGGCCCACACACCCCCUUCCUCGCAGGCCUCACCCACGAAACGCUCUCACUCCUCCUCUCUCUACACGCAGCCGCCGCAUCCAGCGAGCCCACCGUCAGCGCCGCGCUGCUGGUUCUUUUCCUGUCCAUCGUCGAUUUGAAUAUCGCAUCUGGCUCGAACGGCGAAGAGCGCCUUGUCACCGAGUACGCGGCGCAGGUCAUCGAGCUGCGCGAGUGGGCGUCUGCCGUCUUUGACCGGACACCUGUUGGGGCCGUGGCGUCAGACCCUGCUGCUGCGGCGGCUGAUCCACAGGAGCGUGUGCGGACGUUGGCUGCUGGGGUGAUGGUUCGGCUUGGGGAGGUUAUGGAGCGGUAUCAGGGUCGGUUGAUGGGGGUUCAUGCUGGAUUCCAGUACUAG
Molecule: messenger RNA, 3021 nt
Organism: Penicillium alfredii
Lineage: Eukaryota; Fungi; Ascomycota; Eurotiomycetes; Eurotiales; Aspergillaceae
Product: telomere length regulation TEL2 family protein
Exons: 6
Coding region: 1-3021 (1006 amino acids)
Biological process (GO): telomere maintenance via telomerase; protein stabilization
Cellular component (GO): cytosol
Molecular function (GO): Hsp90 protein binding; telomeric repeat DNA binding
Source: RefSeq, a predicted model, not a curated record